AUGUACCAUUCGUUAUCAGAUAUUGGUAAUUUCUUGCCAACGGAUGCCAGCCCCUCAACCGGACAAAGUGUGAAGCCGGACCGACAACAAACAAACGAGGCAACCAGUACAAAACGAUCAGAGCCAACUGCACAGAAAACACCAACGACCAAGGCACCCUCUACUAUCUCGUAUCCGUUCAAAACUACCUUCAAUCCACGCACUCGUUUAGGGCUUUUCAAUCAACGAAACGCGUUAAAUUGGGAUCCCAUCACGCGAAAGCCGUUGCCCGCGAUCACCACUCAUCACAUGUUCCAUCGAGUCAUUCAACCUACUAAUUUGACCGGAUCGAAACAAAACAACACCACCACCAACAACAACAGCAAUCCCACGCUCGGAAAUAGCGUGCCCAUCAUCCGUCCGGUAAUGUCAAAUCAUGCCCAAGUGGCCGCGUUCAAUAACAUGUGCUCCGUCCCGAACUCAUUGAUCUCCUUAGCCAACACUAUGCCAACUACGAUGACACUUCCUGUUACCACGGUAGCUGGUCGAUCAAUUAUGCACCAAUCCACGGGCAAUAUUUACGCCCUGGGACAGACUCUGGAUCCGGCUCAACUGUCCAAUCGAUCCCCGCAACACGUACCUCGAAGACAAGCCAGUUACGAACCCCCAGGCAAUGGAGGCGAUGUUGGAGGUGGUUCACAAAAUCGGCCAACAAUAAAAACAACCGGAUUGCAUUUACCAAGCCUUUGA
Echinostoma caproni is the source of this 729-nucleotide messenger RNA. Lineage: Eukaryota; Metazoa; Platyhelminthes; Trematoda; Plagiorchiida; Echinostomatidae. The record is from the annotation of a GenBank genome assembly.